Messenger RNA from Pimephales promelas (fathead minnow), 3669 nucleotides. RefSeq names its product K(lysine) acetyltransferase 2A (gene kat2a). Gene Ontology annotation, molecular function: histone H3 acetyltransferase activity; protein binding. Gene Ontology annotation, cellular component: ATAC complex; nucleus. Lineage: Eukaryota; Metazoa; Chordata; Actinopteri; Cypriniformes; Leuciscidae. Gene Ontology annotation, biological process: chromatin remodeling; positive regulation of transcription by RNA polymerase II. The record is from RefSeq and is a predicted model, not a curated record.
AAACUAUCACAAAACUUUAUUGAAACAGCACAGGGUGGAAGUGUGUGCGGCGAUUCUAGGAGGGGAAGCGAGGCUGCUGAUAUGGCGGACCCGGCGGCACAGACCUCCGCGCAGCCCCGGCUUCAGCAAGCUCAGUCCAGCGGCUCGGCAGGGUCCAACCCAAACCCCGGAGCCGGAAGCAGCGACCCGGCCCGACCAGGCCUGAGUCAACAGCAAUGGUCCAGCCAGAAGAAAGCCCAAGUCCGCUCGUUUCCGCGGGCUAAAAAGCUUGAGAAACUCGGAGUGUUUUCCUCCUGCAAGGCGAAUGAUGCUUGUAAAUGUAAUGGUUGGAAAAACCCCAAUCCGCCAACAGCUGCUCGUAUGGAGCUCCAGCAGCAGGCAGCCAGUCUGACCGAGGCUUGCCGAAGCUGUGGACACUCUUUGGCAGAACAUGUGUCUCACCUGGAGAAUGUGUCUGAGGAGGAGAUUAACCGGUUGUUAGGGAUGGUGGUGGAUGUGGAGAAUCUCUUCAUGUCUGUUCAUAAAGAAGAAGACACGGACACCAAGCAAGUCUACUUUUAUUUGUUCAAGUUGCUGAGGAAGUGUAUCCUGCAGAUGGGGAAGCCUUUGGUGGAAGGCUCUCUCGGUAGCCCUCCCUUUGAAAAACCCAACAUAGAACAAGGGGUGUUGAACUUUGUUCAGUAUAAGUUCAGUCAUUUGGCGCCUAAGGAGAGGCAGACCAUGUAUGAGCUCAGUAAGAUGUUUCUGCUCUGUCUGAACUACUGGAAGCUGGAGACUCCAUCACAGUUCCGUCAGAGGGCUCAGAAAGAGGAUGCAGCCGCAUACAAAGUUGAUUAUACUAGGUGGCUGUGUUACUGUCACGUUCCUCAGAGCAACGACAGCUUGCCACGGUACGAGACCUGUCAGGUGUUCGGCCGCAGUCUCCUGAAGUCCAUCUUCACCGUCACCCGCAGGCAGCUACUGGAGAAGUUCAGAGUGGAGAAAGACAAGCUCCCUCCAGAGAAACGCACUCUGAUCCUCACACACUUCCCCAAGUUUCUUUCCAUGUUGGAAGAAGAAAUCUAUGGAGAAAACUCCCCCAUUUGGGAGGCAGACUUCACCAUGCCAGCUUCAGAGGGGACACAACUGGGGCAUCAAACAGUACUGAGUCCCGUCUCAGUGUCUGGCUCUCCUCUCAGUAAGGGCAGCAGCGGUUCUGCUCUAGGUGUUACGGGUUUGGACAUUGCUUCCUCUGAACCAAUAACCGGAGAGAAACGUAAGCUUCCUGAGGCACUGACUCUGGAGGACGCCAAGCGGAUCCGAGUGAUGGGUGACAUCCCAAUGGAACUGGUCAAUGAAGUCAUGAAAACCAUCACAGACCCUGCUGCCAUGCUGGGGCCAGAGACUAGUCUGUUGUCUGCAAACGCAGCCCGUGAUGAGACGGCUCGUCUGGAGGAGAGGAGAGGCAUCAUUGAGUUCCAUGUGAUUGGUAACUCUCUCUCUCAGAAGUCCAAUAAGAAGAUUCUAAUGUGGCUCGUGGGCUUGCAAAAUGUUUUCUCCCAUCAACUUCCCCGCAUGCCCAAAGAGUACAUCACACGUCUUGUGUUUGACCCGAAGCACAAGACCUUGGCUCUGAUUAAAGAUGGCCGUGUGAUUGGAGGGAUCUGCUUCAGGAUGUUCCCCACUCAGGGAUUCACAGAGAUCGUCUUCUGUGCGGUCACCUCCAACGAGCAGGUCAAGGGCUACGGCACACACCUGAUGAAUCAUCUUAAGGAGUACCACAUCAAGCACAGCAUUUUGUACUUUCUCACUUAUGCAGACGAAUAUGCAAUCGGCUACUUCAAGAAACAGGGCUUCUCCAAAGACAUCAAAGUACCGAAGAGCCGCUACCUUGGUUACAUCAAAGACUACGAGGGAGCCACGCUGAUGGAGUGCGAACUCAAUCCCAGAAUACCCUACACCGAACUCUCACACAUCAUAAAGAGACAGAAAGAGAUAAUCAAGAAACUGAUCGAGAGGAAACAGAAUCAGAUCAGGAAAGUGUAUCCUGGUCUCACCUGCUUUAAAGAGGGUGUGCGGCAGAUUCCUGUGGAGAGUAUACCAGGCAUCAGAGAGACUGGUUGGAAGCCUAGUGCCAAGGAGAAAAGUAAAGAGCUGAAAGAUCCCGAUCUGCUUUACAACAUGUUAAAGAAUCUUCUCGCACAGAUUAAAACGCAUCCAGACUCCUGGCCUUUCAUGGAGCCGGUGAAGAAAUCUGAAGCUCCUGACUAUUAUGAGGUCAUCCGUUUCCCCAUUGACUUGAAAACCAUGACGGAGCGUCUGAAGAACCGAUAUUAUGUGACUAAAAAGCUCUUUAUCGCCGACCUGCAGCGAGUGAUCACGAACUGCAGAGAGUACAACCCUCCAGACAGCGAGUACUGCAAGUGUGCCAACACACUGGAGAAGUUUUUCUACUUCAAACUGAAAGAGGCCGGGCUCAUUGACAAGUAACUGGCUUCUAGCCUAGAACAAGGGACCAGUUAGAAUAUAUAGAGAGUGUGAUCACACACACACACACGUUUCAUUUGGAUGAACAACAUCCAAACCUGUCUAAAGUUGCUGCUUUCUGUUACUUUUCCCUUAUACAAUAUAGUUAUAAAACUCAAGGUUAUAUUCAUGUGUAUGACUCGGCCAUGCCAGUGCAUUAAGGCAAAAUGAAAACUGAAAGUGUUUGAUGUGGGCGUUAGCUUGUGGGUGUUAGCUUAGACAGAAAUCACCAUUAGCAGUUCAGUUCUUCUUUCCUAUCCUCCGCCAUAAAACGAAUGACUCAUGCACACACUGCAAGCUGUCCCUCUACAUACACAAACAUUCAGUUGUGUAACUUAAAGUUAUAUCCUGUGAAUUUCCCUUUUGACCUGAGAUGCUGCAGCCAAAGAUGGACAAUAUCCGGCCUCUAGUGAUGUCACCCUUCUCGCCCAAAGCUGUUUGAAGCAGCCGGUCAGUCCUAUACAGGAUGUAUCCAUUUAGUACAAAUCUGACAAUAUGAGGUAAAUCAUACUUUCUUUGUUGAGUUCCGUCAAUGACUUUUAUUGGAAAAGAUGCCUCAUUCCAUGACUGAUCACUUCAAACAACAAUAAUCAAAUGUUUUUUUUCUCCUGGGAAAUUACUUCUGUCCAUUUUGCUUUGUCAGUUGCCAUUGUGAAGUGUUUAUCUUUGUUCACAAACCAAUAUUUGCUGUCUUUGGAAGCUUUCAGUGUGUCAUGGCCCCAGGCGUAAGCAUUCAGUUUUUACACCCAUUUGGGACCAUGAACAACUAUUUCCAUUUCAAUCGUAGCUGCAAAACACCUUUUCCGCGACUACUGCACAAAUCUUUAUAUCCAAAUACAUGUGUGAUUUCUGUCACACCGCAUGUUCUCUGUUAGUUUAACGCUCACACACAUGAGACAGGACAGCUGGGUUUUUUUCAGUCUCGUGAUGGGCAUUUACUUGAAACAUGACUUUAACAAACUGCUGCAAUGUUGAUGUAUUUCAGGGUUCUUUAUUUUUGGAUUUACUGUGGGUCACUGAUGACCCUUUUCAUGAACAGGACAGAUGGGCGUAAUAGAAAGCGUUUGGAUAUGGUUACAUUUGGAUGAUGCAUGUAAAUUGCAACUAUUCUGUGUACUAUAAUUCCGUUUUUUUUUUUUUUUUUUAAUAAACAAAUUUAUCUAA